AUUGCUGUCCGAUCACGACGCCCGUCUGUUAAAGCUUCAAAGUUUUCAUAGUAUUGUAGUCUUUGGUUUUCAUUCUGUCUGCUGUCAGUCGGCCAAAACAAAGCAAAGCGAAGCGUCAGUGGCCGUCUUUAAACUAAAUACAAGACGCAUUGAUUGUCUGAUAAAUUUAAGAAUAAAGAAAUGUUUACGUUUUGGUAAAAUACAGUUAUCUUUGUGGUAUCGUGCAAAAUACAAACGACUGAUUGUGAAACAUGUAUGCCGGUAAAUUAAAGACUGAUUCAAACAUAGCAUGGCAUCGUCCACAAUCGUCGCCGUUCCGCGUCGAGGAGGAGUUGAUGCAGAAGAGCGCACGAGCGCUCAGCACUAUCACCGACCCUGUGGAGAGACUGCGUCUUCUUUGCCUCACACGCGGAGCGUCGGGAAUUAUGGAACUGGGCAGGAUUUUCCGAAAAAUGGAUAACGACGGAAGAAAACAACUUAACAAGGAAGAGUUUUUCAUGGGCAUCAAAAACACUGGACUAGACUUAAGCCACGAGGAUGCAGAGAAAUUGUUCGCCCAUUUCGACACAGCUAACAGCGGUUCUAUUAGCGUCGAUGAAUUCAUCAAACAGAUUCGUCCUCCGAUGUCUGACGGCCGCCAUGCUAUAGUCGAUCGCGCGUUCAGGAAACUGGAUAAACAUGGAUUAGGGGUCAUUGCCACAGAGGAUCUCCGUGGCGUUUAUUCGGUCGCUGCAAACCCGAGGUACAAGAGUGGCGAAGAGACCGAAGAACUGCUCAUGACCAAAUUCCUAGCUAACUUUGAGAGCGAGGGCACCGUUGGUGGCAAGGUAACGCUUGAGGAGUUCAUGAACUACUACAGCGGCAUCAGCGUAUCCAUCGACAACGACUGCUACUUUGAUCUCUUAAUGCGGCAGGCCUACAACCUCUAGAUAUCAGAUCUCAGGCCAGAAGUAUGGACUUAAAAUAUCAUAGACUUAACGUCGCCGAACCCAAACUGUAAAUUCAUGACACGCCCAUUUCUUUCGUAUUUACGCGCACACAUUUAAGCGGUUUUUUUUAAAUAAUAUUUUAUGCGAUAAACGCUGCGUUAACAUCGGAUAUCUAAUUACCGAACAUUGUUUUACGCGGUAUCCGCAGCGUGAGAUGUAAUGCGUCAAUCGCACAUACACAAUAUUUUAUCUUCAAAGUAUGUGUAAGGAGUAUCCUUGUCAUAGUACAAAGAGUGGGGAAAUAGGUUAUCUUCAUACAAACGCACCGCGCGCGGCUUGUAUGUGUGCGCCAUAGUAUCUAUGCGUCGCCGCACGCACACUCAAACAAAAUCUCGAUCCGUUUCUCAGUGCGCCAUUCGGGGCUUUUGUUUGAGUGUGCGUGCGGCGACGUAAAGAUACUAUGGGCACUAUGGCGCACACAUACAAGCCGCGCGCGGUGCGUUUGUAUGAAGAUAACCUACUUCCCCACUUUUUGUACUAUGUCCUUAUUCAUUACGUGAAACGCGUAGGUUCGGUCGACUCAUUUCCUAUCGGGCUUUUCCGAUUCUGCGUCAAUGGACGAUUCUAUAAAGUUGUACAUCCAAAUUUUGUGUUACAAUUAUGUUUUUUGUUACUCAGAAUCAUGAACUUUCAUUUUGAGUUAGAAAAAAUAUGUCCCCAAUUUUUGGGUCCAAUUCGUUACGUUUUUAAUGCGACUUUUAAAUAAAAUUUAUAAAUAAAAAAAGUUAAACCUACUUCAAGAAGUAUAAAAUAAAGUAUCAUCCCGUUUUAUAUGCGCUAGCAACUGAUACGUUUGAAGUCGGUGCUAAGCCAAAUCUUAAAUAAAACUUCAAAACGCCGUCAACCCGAAUGCCAGCCCUGGUGUAGUUCGAUAAGAAAGAAAGAAUCAGUAUUUUAACUAUUUGGCUUGGUACCGACUUCAAACGUAUCAGUUGCAAGCGUGUAUAAAACGGCAUGAUAUUUUAUUUUAUACUUUAUGAAAUCGGUUUUACUCUUACUUUAAAAGUUUAAUUUUAUUAUUCCGUUUUUAGUUUUUCUUACUAGUGAUUAUUGAUAGGUGUGGAGAGACGGUACAGACGCAGCAUUGUACGCAUAACAAAGUUGCACUAUGUUAUUUAAACGUAGGAAGAAUGACAAUGCGUUUGACGUGGCGUUUAACGCACGCGUUUGCCGCAAAUAACAUUGACGUGUUUUCAGGACGCAGAUGCGGCAAACGCAUUCCGUUAAUCGCAUGUAUUUAACGCUGCAAUUUCCACACAUAACAACUGAGCGCUUUACAGCUCAGGGCCAGCGGUCAUUGGCUCAAUAAGCGAGUAUGUGUGCGUACGACAUUCAGGCCCCUCUUUCCCACUGGGCACUCUGGGCACGUGCCCGGGGCCCCCAACCUCACGGGCGCCCCGAAAGAUCUUAAACGCCGUUUUUUACAGUCCAAUGGGGUUUUUAAUAGGGGGCCCCCUAUUCCUGAGUGCCCAAGGCCCCCGUGUGUAUAAAGACGGCCUUGACGACAUUGGCGUGUCAUGAAGUCACAAAGACCUAAGUUUUAGCGAGGUGGUGUCCUUGCAUUUUACGUCCAUGGCCAGUCUUUAUUUGCCAAAUGUUUCAUACCAUUUGGACAAACAGGACAGCACAUACACGCAUAUUUUAAUGCUUUAGCGAGCACUCGGUGACUAUGCUUUAUUCAUGAUAUUAUUAAUGCUAAAAAUGUGUAUUUAACAAAUGAAUGAUGUUUGAAACAUGCCAUGUUUCCUAUUAAUUAAAUGUUUUCAAUGUAA
Messenger RNA from Cydia pomonella (codling moth), 2761 nucleotides. Its product is annotated as calcyphosin-like protein. The record is from RefSeq and is a predicted model, not a curated record. Gene Ontology annotation, molecular function: calcium ion binding. Bases 252 to 929 code for a protein of 225 amino acids. The transcript has 7 exons. NCBI's taxonomy places the organism in Eukaryota, Metazoa, Arthropoda, Insecta, Lepidoptera, Tortricidae.